Molecule: messenger RNA, 4903 nt
Organism: Dermochelys coriacea (leatherback sea turtle)
Lineage: Eukaryota; Metazoa; Chordata; Testudines; Dermochelyidae
Gene: ASB12
Product: ankyrin repeat and SOCS box containing 12
Exons: 3
Coding region: 2818-3741 (307 amino acids)
Molecular function (GO): protein binding
Source: RefSeq, a predicted model, not a curated record
UGCUUGAAGCUGUCAGUAUGGACAGACUGCAGCGCUUUCCCUACUGUGCUCUCUGAAGGCUGGUUUAACUCAAAGCGCUCUACACCUGAAAGUAUAGCCAUGCCCUUAGUUUGCCACUUGACUUCAGUGGAAGCAAGACCAACUCUUAUUUUGUAAGGAUGAAUGAACUAGUGUCAUCUGCAAAUUUUAUCAUCAGUACUUUUAUAUUUACCUCAUGAUCAUUGAUGGAAAUGUGAACAGCAUCAGAUGUAGUACCAGUUCCUGCAGAACCCCAUUAGAAACACUCCUAUUCAGUGAUGAUUCCCCAAUAAUGCUACAUUUUGAGAUCUGUGAGUUAGCCAGUUCUUAAUCCCUUUAAUAUUUGCUUUAUUGAUUUAGUAUGGUGCUAAUAUUUUAAUCAGAAUAUGGUGCUGUACUAAGUCAAACAUCUUACAAAAGUCCAAGUAUAUUACAUCUACACAGUUACCUUUAUCAAAUAAACUUGUAAUUUCAGUGAAUGAAGUCAGGUUUGUUUGACAAAAACUAUUUUCCAUAAACCAUGUUGAUUGACAUUAAGUAUAUUCCCAUCCUUUAAUUCUUUAUCAAUUUAAAUCCUACAUAAGCUUUUUAGUUAUUUUGUCACGGAGUGAUGUCAGACUAAUGAGACUAUAGUUACCGAGGUCAUUCCACUUGCCCUUUUUGAAUAUUGACACAACAUUAGCACUCUUUCAGUCUUCUGGAAUUUUCCCAGUAUUCCAAGAUUUAUUAAAAAUUAACAUCAGCAGGCCAGAGAUUUCCUCAGCCCAUUCUUUUAGGAGUCGUAGGUGCAUGUUUUCCUGACCUGCUGAUUUAAAAAUGUUUAUCCUAGUAGACAUUGUUUAACAUCCUCCUUAGUUAUUAAUGAACCAGGAAGUACUUUAUCACCCUUAUGUGAUAUGAAUAUAAUAUCCCACUUUAUUUCAAAUGAACAGAAUAUUGAACACUUCUGCUUUUAUUGUCAUUAACAUUUUUAUCAUCUUUACCUAUAAAUGGCCUAUACCAUUCCUAGGAUUUCUUUUGUUCCUUAUGUACUUAAAUUCUUUAAUGUCCUUCAUGCUGCCAGCUAUAUAUAGUUUUUUCCCUGAUCUCUUUAGCUUUCCUUAUCUAUUUUCUAUACGUUAUAACUUCUUAUUUGUAUUGAUUGCUAUCCAUUUCCCCCAUUUAUGUUUCUUUUUUAUUUCUAAUUUCUUCCUUUACUUUACUAUUGAACCAGGAUAUGCUUAAAGCCCAAGUUAUCCUCUUUCCUGGUGUGGAAUCAUGGCUUCUUGGUCAUCCAAUAAACUCUUCUUAAACAACUCCCAAUUUUCAUUCACAUUUUUCUUUCUAUUUUUCCUCCCAAUCAAUUUUGUUCACCAUAUUCCUGAGCUUUGGGAAAUUGGUCCUUUCCAAUCAAUAGAAUCUGCUUUAUAUCAUAUUUGGAGUUAGUGAAAUUCCAAAUAGACUGAAAGUCUACACAUUUUUUAAUGUAUUUCAAAUUUCCUGUAGUAAUUAUCUUAGUGUUGCAUAACAGUUAACAAUUUUCAAAGUAUUGCACAAACUAAUUCUGACUCUGCCACUGGUGAAGGGUUUAAAAAAACAAAAACAAAAACAAAACAAAACUUCCUUAUUAGAGUGCCCCAUGAUUUAGUUCUUGUAUUGGAGAUCUUUCUCCUGGAUAAUUUGGUUUAUUUCUUGAUAUCUCAUAGCUCUGAUAAUGCUGCUUCAGACUGUCAGACAGUUACUCCCUCCACCCCCAAAAGGUUUAAAAUGAACUGGCUAAGAUAAAAUUACACUGCUGCCUGCUGACAGCCAUUGAUAACACAGUCCAAACACUGCUAAUCCUCCUCCUCCCAAGGUACUGGAGAUUUUUUGGCUUGUUGCAUGCUACUUUACUUUAAUUUUGUAAUACCAAAGAGGUGGUUGGGAAGGAGGGUGUAUAUUGGUCCAUAUAUCUGAACACCAGCUUCAGUUAAGCAUAAUGAAAACCUCCUCUUAUGAACAAACACACCCACACACACCAUUCUCCUUUUAGAAAUGAGGGCUGGCCGGUUGUCAGCUCAGUCUCUCCAUAGGUUAAUAAUAAAACAAACUGAAAGCUUGGAAAUUAGUGGCACGUUGCUCUGAAGGUGCAAAAGGUGUUGGGGGAGAGGGGAGAUUAGAGGCUGAGAGAACAUAGGUUUGAAUGGUAGGAGAGCAUGGAGCAAGAUUCAGAGAUCACAAAAACUGCCAGUUUGGGUGUAACUAACAUGUAAGUAUGCUGCAAGUCCAGGGCAGGAAUCUGACCAGUCUUCUAGUUGUUAAGAAAAAUAAUCAAGUAAGUCUGCAUAAAAUUGACUGACUUUGGAAGGGAUUUAAUGAAACAAAUGUAAUGUGUGUCUGAUCUGUGCUCAUAUUCUGGUUCUAACCCUCCAUAGCAUCUGCCUGAUUGUCUCUCCCUCCAUCCCCUAAAAGCAUCACCAUCCCACCCCUCUAUAUUUACCCUUCUCAGUGAGAACUUUCCAAGAAUGGAAGUAGUAAGAUAAAACGCCUGUGGGGCUAAAAUUAGUCCAAGCACCCUGGCCUUUAUCCCUGCUAGUGGCAUUUCAGCUGUGUGCGUGACCACCUGCGUUGCUCCAGUUCUACAGAGCUGGUGCCCCAUUCCUAAGUGAGGUUUCUCCUCCUGGGAAGAUCUUGUCUCUCUCUUUUUUUAAAAGGUAAAAGAGAAUUAGCACUGGACAAGCUGCCUGCUUCACAGCACUAGGUGAGCAUCAGCUACCUCACAGAGAACUCCAUGCUUUACACAGCUCAUGAUGAGAGUUGUACUUAAGAGACAAACCAAAAAUGAAUCUAGUGGAUAUAACCAAAAUCUUCUCCAUGCUCCAGCCCAGAGAAAAUGAAGAUGAUAAUGGAGAAAGACAAGAGCUGAACCAAGCAGCAUCCCAGGAUGAUUAUCAAACUCUUGAUGAACUCUUGUGCCAAGACAGAUAUAAAACAUUUAUUAACUGCAGAAGUGGCUGGGGGGUACCUGGGACCCCACUUCGCCUAGCAGCUUCAAAGGGCCAUCUGAGAAGUUUAGAAGUUCUCUUGACUCAUGGAGCAGAAGUGGACAGCCUAGAUGUGAAGGCGCAAACUCCGCUAUUCACUGCUGUUAGUAAUGGCCACCUAGAUUGUGUUAAAGUACUAUUGGAGGCAGGGGCCAGUCCUUCCGGCAGCAUCUACAAUAACUGUUCUCCACUGCUCACGGCCUCUAGAGAUGGAGAUGUCAGCAUUCUGCAAGAACUCUUAGACUAUGGGGCGGAAGUCAAUGUUAAAGCAAGAGUCCCAGAAUGGGCUGCCAACUCUGCAGCUUGUUCUGGCCCUUUAUAUCUCUCAGCAGUCUAUGGACAUCUGGAGUGUUUUAAAAUGCUGCUGCUUUAUGGAGCAGAUCCCAAUUACAACUGCACUGAUACGAAAAUGAUCGCACGAAUCAAGCAGCCCAAGACUGUGCUUGAAAUCUGCCUGAGACAUGGUUGUGGGAGUGAAUUCAUAAAACUGCUCAUUGAUUUUGGAGCCAAUGUGUACUUACCAAACAUUGCAGGAGAUAAGAUUUCACCGAAUAGUGAGGCUUUGGCGCUGCUGAUCAGGGAAAGAGCUCAUCCAAAAUCCUUGAUGUGUCAGUCUAGGCUGGCUGUCAGAAAGCUUCUGAAACUGACCAACAGCGCAUGUGCCAUAGAUCAACUGGGGAUCCCACCUGUGCUAGUGAACUACCUCAAACAUCACUCUUAAGGGAAGAUCAGAGCAAGUUUUGAAGACAAAGUUCUAUGUAAUGUGUUGACUACCUUGAUAAAAAACCAUUGUGGAGUAGCAAUUAUGCAGUACAUGGUAGUCAUGAUUCAGUCAUCAUUACUUGCUGUGUGUGUGUUUGCUUAAAUUACAUAUCCAAAAGGCAGCUUGGCCUUUAUUGAAACAAACCAAACCAAACUGGUAAAAGGUGAUAACAGUAAAUGAAGAUGGAAAAGAACUUGCCUCUAGCAGUGCAUUUAAUGGACCGGAGAAUGUUAUAAAAAACUGAAACCAGAUUUUUUUCUAUCAUUUUGGUUUUAUAUCCUCAUAACUUAAUCCUCUUACACCUUCUUAUUUGUUACAAUCAAAUCGAAAAAUGUCUGUAUGGCUAUGCCAGAACCUGAAAGACAAGGCUGGUUUUCCCUCUUACUUUUAUGGGGGAGAGGACAGGAGGUACAAUAGGGUAAAGAGUGUUGGUCUAUGCUCUGUGUUGUGGCUUUAGUUGCACGUAGUUAUCUGUCUUGUUUUUUAAAAAGCACCUCUUUCCUGGAAAGCUAUAAAAGUGCACCUCAGCCUUUCUGAGCUGGGACUAAGAGCUGCAGCUAGACUUGUGAUUUACAUCAGAAUUGUGUGUGGGUGAAUUUAGAGCUAGUGAAGUUUGUCAGAUCUGAAGAUUGGAGCCCUCGGAGCACCCUGCAAAGAGUGCUGUGGCAAGGUGGAUGGAGAACAGCAGUGCAAACUAACAUACCUUACUCUUAGUAAUUCCCAUGGGGGUCAGAAGGUGGCCAUUCAAUCUUUGGCCUCUGCUGAGACUGAUAAACAGGGGGCUCAUCAGUACUGAUAUGGACAACUAUCUCACUAGCUAGGGCUGUGAUUGUGUUGUCUUCUGAAUCUUGUAAAGCUCUGAGAAAAUGCUUAGUAAUAUAGACAGUAAUCAUUGUCCAUAGAUCAGCCAUCAAUUGGUAAUAACUUCCAAUCCUGGGCUGGAUUUGAAAUGGUGACCUAGAGGCAAAAGGCUCUGUUUCAUAUGCAGUCUCCUGAGCCCUCUUCCCCUCCCACGUGUAAUUUUCUAAAGACUCAAACAAAUUGUUCAAUCUUCUCCUUAAAGAUGGCUCAAGGCAGGAUUAAGGGGAGAGAAUUUUCGUCCAAUCUGUUGCGUGCAUAU